AUGAGUGACGUCUUUAAUAAUGACUGUUUACUUACGGCAGAUGAUAGUGAUGUCGAUCAGGAUUUGCUGUUUCAUCUAGCAUUCAAGAGCGUCCUUAAGAAAAACUAUCUGUGUCCUUUUGACGACACCAUUAAGAGAUGCUUGGAUGUUGGAUGUUCUGGAGGUUCUUGGGCCAUGGAAAUGGGGACCGAGUUUCCUCAAUGUCAAUUUAUUGGAAUCGAUAUUGAAUCAAGAACACCAGACAAUGUUUACCCGCGUAACGUCCUAUUUGAGGAAAGCAAUUUCCUUAGUAAAGGGUUGCCUUACCCCGAUAAUAGUUUUGACGUUGUGCAUAUCCGCAUGACGUUAUUCCUGCUUAAUGCAGAACAAAUUUUUUUCCUCUUGGGCGAAGCGUCCAGGGUAACGAGACAGGGUGGGUUUGUAGAGAUCCUGGAACCAGACUUGUCUGCGGACUACUCGGCCCCUUUACUGGGUAAGUUGGUGGCGGAUAUCAAAGGGGCUAAUAAUAUGGGAGUACAUCACUACGAUAAGAUAUUAAUGGAACAUGGAUUUAAACCCACCAUCCAUGAGAAUUUCAUACCGUUGGGUAAAUGGGGUGGAAUGACCGGAGAAUUUGCUUUAUCAAUUUUAAGAAUGGUAUUGCAUAAUACUGCCCAUUCUGAUCUACGCAAUGAGGAAAAUAUCAAACGAAUUGGAAUUGAAUGUGAGCUGUAUAAACCUCAGGUUAAGAUCUUCUCCGGGUUUGGUCAAAAGCUGUAA
This is a messenger RNA of Funneliformis mosseae, 759 nucleotides long. The record is from the annotation of a GenBank genome assembly. Lineage: Eukaryota; Fungi; Glomeromycota; Glomeromycetes; Glomerales; Glomeraceae.